This is a messenger RNA of Macrosiphum euphorbiae (potato aphid), 291 nucleotides long. Lineage: Eukaryota; Metazoa; Arthropoda; Insecta; Hemiptera; Aphididae. The record is from the annotation of a GenBank genome assembly.
AUGGUCCAGAGGAAAGUGAAACGCAUAAUCAUUUUUGUCAUCAGAGGUCCACAUCGUUUGUACCCACCUGCGUUAGACAUUGUUGAGCUUGUAGUUGGAGAAGGAACUGGAUGGACCACGAAAGUUCGAUAUCUAUUCUCUGCUGCCUUGAAGUCGUGUCCAGUUGGAUCCUUUAGUCGUCGGCAGCGUCUCCGAGGGAGAUUCUUUGAUCGUCGUCUGUCGGGAGAGGAUCAGGUCUUCGUAGGUGGUCACGCCCCGGUCCAAAUAAUGCUGUCCGCUGGUCAGCAAUGA